AUGAAGACGGGCGAGGAUGUAAUUGCUUAUUUCGCCAAGAACGGGACGAACACCACGAUCAAGUUCGUAUACUGUUGCCGUAGGCAGACGGAUUCGAGCCUGGAAUUCAGGCCGUACGACUUGGAUGUCAUGCAUGACAUGAUGGAAAGCAGCAACGCACCUCCCAGCAAGCUUGGAGAGCACUUCACCAUCUCCAACACCGGCGUCGUGUACGUGUGCCCUGGCCGGCAGAGCGAGUACAUGUCGUUGGGCGACUGGAUGCGGCAUUGCCUCAUGUACAGCGUGCUGACUUCGAUGAACUUUUUCAAGCUCUACCUCCACAGGAAGGUCAUGGAGCAGUGGCGCGCGAACGCGCGCCACGCGGUCUACGUCAAGGAGCGUGGGCAGCUGAGCCGCCGCCUCUUCCUGGCCAAGCCCCUCUUCGUUGGCCCGCUCAUGCGCCUCCACGCCGCGAAGAGCGACAUGGAGCUGGUCAAGGUAAUGGGCAUCCAGCCGAAGGUCUACGAGAUAGACGAGUUCCAGAAGGAGCAGCAGCAGGCUUGGUCCAACACCAGUUCCGGCGCGAGCGUCGAGUUUCAGAAGCUGCAUGACAGCGUCACGGACGUCAUCAACCGGCUCGUCAAUUCCGUGAGGCAGGUCACUGAAGACUCCGACCAGGUCGACGAGAAGGCCAAGUUGCGGCCGCGCUUGAAGUCUAUGAUGGCCGAGAAAAAGGAGGCCCGGGACAACAAGCACAGGCAGCACGUUGCAGAGCACGAUCAGGGGAUGCUAGGAGAUUGCGUCCGCCUCGUUGACUACAUGUUCCAGGCUAGCCUCGUUCAGGUGGUGAUCAACGCGUCUCAGGAGUUCUUCCGCCGCCUUGAGACCUCGAGGGAGGGCUCCAACAAGAACAAAAUGUUCUCCAUAUCCGUCUCCUUCGGCGAGAAGGACAUGGUCCUUGAGCCCAGCCGUCAGCAGUUCGAAGAGAUGCUGACAGCAGUCUGGCGAGGGACCGUCCAUGUUGUCAACAACGUGCCAUCGUUCCGCGUGCGGGCCCUCGACACGCAUGUGACCACGCGCAACCAGCAGACUGUUGAGAGCAUCCUGAUGAGCAAUCGCCAUUUUAAUUACUUCCAGUCUGAAAUCCGGGACCGUGUCUUCAGUGACAUCAAAGCGGCGCAGAGGCUGGCCAAUGACCAGUUCAGGCAGUACAGGAAGAUCCACGACUACGGGCGGACCUGGAACGAGGACGAGUACGUUUCGAGAGGCCGCCAGCAGGAGGAGCUCAUCCUGGACAUGUCGCUGAUGAAGGAGUUCCAGGAGCUGGUCGACGUCAUCAGGCCAAACGCGCCCGUCGGCAGCAUCCUCCUGGACAACAAGCAGCUCAAGAGCAGCCUCGUGCCCGUUCCCGAGCGCGGCCUGUCCACGAUGAAGAAGGCGCUCAUCGACAUAGCCGCGAAGAAGUGUCGGGAGGCGGAGGCGAAGUACGGCAAGGCCAACAAGGAGCUGGACGAACGGCCCACCAAGUUGAAUGCCUUCGCCGAGUACGUGAGGCAGUGCAACGAGAUCCGCGAGCAGAUGACUGAUAUGGAGGACACCAAGGACGAGGUGGACUCCAUGUAUCAGCAGCUGAAGCAGUACAACAUGCGCGUCUCUGGUGACGACCAGACGGCCCUGGAGACUCUGCACUACAAGGCGAGGGAGUUCAACGAGAAGAAGAUGAUGGAGUCUGUGGCCUUCAUUAAGGAUAAGCGCGAGGGCAUGGUCGACACGCUGUUCAAGGUGUCCAUGAAUAUCGAGGACGAGUCGCGUGAGCUCGGGUUCCAGCUGAAGAAGGGGCAGUUCAUCUCCGAGGAGGCCAUCUCCGCCUCUGAUAGCGUGCUGGAGGAGCUUGGGAAGUUGGAGCAGGUCCUCUUGGCCCUCGAAGAGAAGGCCAACACCUUCAGCGAGUAUCAGAAGCUCUUCGGCCAGCCCGGCACGGUCGAGUUCCCAGAGGUUGAGAGCACAAAGAAGUUGUUGGCCGACAAGUUGAAGCUUUGGAACUUGGUUCACGAGUGGACGGAGACCAAGAACAAUUGGACCAAAAAUGAGAUCGCCAAGUUGAACGUCGAUCAAAUGAACAAGCAGGUCACCGAGUACGCCAAGACGGCCUUCCAGCUGACCCGUUCCCUUCCCAACGACGAGGUGGCCACGGCGGUCAAGAAGAUGAUUGACGAGUGGAAGGUAGAUAUGCCCUGCAUCAUGGACCUGGGCAACCCAGCCAUCCAGGAGCGACACAGGCUGAAGAUUAAGCAAGCCAUCAAUAUGCAGGCCCAGUCCUUCACCCUGUUCUCACUCAUGAAGUCCAAAGUCUUCCAGCACAAGGAGGCGAUCGCCGAGAUCAGCGGCACCGCGAGCGGCGAGCUCGCCCUGGAGCAGCAGCUGGAAAAGAUCGAGAAGUCCUGGGAGGACCUGCCGCUGCCUGUGAUGAACCACCGCAACAACCGCCAGCUCUGGAUCCUCGCAGACGUCGGCGACAUCAUCACCCAGCUGGAAGACCACACGGUGCAGAUUCAGACGAUGAUGGGGUCCCGCUACGUUACCGACAUUCGCGAGAGCGUGGAGAGGUGGGGUGAGGAGAUCCGGCUCGCGUCCGACAUCAUCGACGAGUGGCUCCAGGUGCAGCGGUCGUGGAUGUACUUGGAGAGCAUCUUCUCUGCCGAGGACAUCCAACGGCAACUUCCCCAGGAGUCCACCAAGUUCAAGGGCGUGGACAAAUUCUGGAGAGACGUCCUGAAGAAGGUGCGGCAGUCGUGCCGGACGGCGAUGGACGCCUUCAAGAUCUCGAAUCUGUUGCGGGACCUGAGGAACGCGAACGAUACGUUGGAACAGAUCCAGAAGAGCCUGGAAGCGUACUUGGAGACGAAACGAGCUGCCUUCCCGCGAUUCUAUCCGGCACGGUGGGGGAUUUCCUGUCCGACGACGAACUGCUGA
Messenger RNA from Prorocentrum cordatum, 2952 nucleotides. The record is from the annotation of a GenBank genome assembly. NCBI's taxonomy places the organism in Eukaryota, Dinophyceae, Prorocentrales, Prorocentraceae.